Messenger RNA from Adineta ricciae, 1062 nucleotides. Lineage: Eukaryota; Metazoa; Rotifera; Eurotatoria; Adinetida; Adinetidae. The record is from the annotation of a GenBank genome assembly.
AUGAUGACGAAUUUACAUUCAUCGUCAUCAUCAGUCUAUCUUUUUGGCAUAGACUUAACUAGUCAAAGUCGAUUGAUACAGUUCUUAAUCAUAUCAACAGCCGUAUUGAUUUUUCAUGUUACACAAGGGUACAUUCAAGAAUUAAUUUUACAAUUGAAACCUUUACGAACUUAUCCGAAUUAUUUUACACUUGUUCAAUUCAUAUGUUUUACGAUCCUCGCAUAUGCGGAAAGAUUUUUCUUUGGAAAAUCGAUCAAACGACGAAAAGCACCAAUACAAACUUAUGCAGUGAUUGCAUUGUUUACUAUUGGUACUAUGAGCUUGAGUAAUGCAGCCGUCAUGCGUCUGAACUAUCCGACACACAUGAUGUUCAAAAGUUGUAAAUUAAUACCAGUUAUGAUUGGCAGUAUGCUUAUUUUAGGAAAACGUUAUAACUUAUACGAUGUUCUGGCGUGCUUAUGCAUGACAAUCGGUCUGAUUUUCUUUACAUUAGCGGAUUCUCAAGUGCAACCUGAAUUUGAUCUAUUAGGUGUUUGGCUCGUAUGUUGUGCAUUAGUUGCUGAUGCUGUGAUUGGUAAUGUUCAGGAGAAAGCAUUGAAAGAAUAUAAACCUAGUAACUCCGAAAUGAUACUAUUUUCAUAUUCAAUUGGUGCUAUUUAUUUAUUAUUAUUUGAGUUAGUUUUCGGUUCAUUAAGAGAGGCAUUCUGGACUUGGUGGACUUAUCCCAUUAAAUCUUAUGUAUUCACUGCGCUCUUCUCAUUUGCGGGUUAUCUCGGUGUCAAUUGUGUACUUGAUCUAGUACGACAUUUUGGUGCAUUGAUAGCUGUGACUGUGACGACCUUUCGAAAAACAAUUACGAUUAUCCUCUCAUUUAUUGCUUUUACUAAACCAUUCACUUUUCAAUAUUUAUGGUCUGGUGCGAUUGUCGCUUUUGGAAUAUACUUGAAUGCCUAUGGUCAAAAUCAAAAGUCCGUUGAUACAUACACACGUUCGAUAUGGAAUCGUCUAUUAAGAUUUCGACGGAAAACUUCGACUUAUCAUUAUCCGCUCGAGUCAGUUUAA